Molecule: messenger RNA, 2555 nt
Organism: Gorilla gorilla gorilla (western lowland gorilla)
Lineage: Eukaryota; Metazoa; Chordata; Mammalia; Primates; Hominidae
Gene: HABP2
Product: hyaluronan binding protein 2
Exons: 13
Coding region: 73-1860 (595 amino acids)
Biological process (GO): proteolysis
Molecular function (GO): calcium ion binding; serine-type endopeptidase activity
Source: RefSeq, a predicted model, not a curated record
UUUCCCCCCUAAAGGCAUAGACAAGAAAAGAAAUUUUAUUGAGAGCAAAACACAAGUCCUUAAACUGCAAAGAUGUUUGCCAGGAUGUCUGAUCUCCAUGUUCUGCUGUUAAUGGCUCUGGUGGGAAAGACAGCCUGUGGGUUCUCCCUGAUGUCUUUAUUGGAAAGCCUGGACCCAGACUGGACCCCUAACCAGUAUGAUUACAGCUACGAGGAUUAUAAUCAGGAAGAGAACACCAGUAGCACACUUACCCACCCUGAGAAUCCUGACUGGUACUACACUGAGGACCAAGCCGAUCCAUGCCAGCCCAACCCCUGUGAACACGGUGGGGACUGCCUCGUCCAUGGGAGCACCUUCACAUGCAGCUGCCUGGCUCCUUUCUCUGGGAAUAAGUGUCAGAAAGUGCAAAAUACGUGCAAGGACAACCCAUGUGGCCGGGGCCAAUGUCUCAUUACCCAGAGUCCUCCCUACUACCGCUGUGUCUGUAAACACCCUUACACAGGUCCCAGCUGCUCCCGAGUGGUUCCUGUAUGCAGGCCAAACCCCUGCCAGAAUGGGGCUACCUGCUCCCGGCAUAAGCGGAGAUCCAAGUUCACCUGUGCCUGUCCUGACCAGUUCAAGGGGAAAUUCUGUGAAAUAGGUUCUGAUGACUGCUAUGUUGGCGAUGGCUACUCUUACCGAGGGAAAAUGAAUAGGACAGUCAACCAGCACGCGUGCCUUUACUGGAACUCACACCUCCUCUUGCAGGAGAAUUACAACAUGUUUAUGGAGGAUGCUGAAACCCAUGGGAUUGGGGAGCACAAUUUCUGCAGAAACCCAGAUGCGGACGAAAAGCCCUGGUGCUUUAUUAGAGUUACCAAUGACAAGGUGAAAUGGGAAUACUGUGAUGUCUCAGCCUGCUCAGCCCAGGACGUUGCCUACCCGGAGGAAAGCCCCACUGAGCCAUCAACCAAGCUUCUGGGGUUUGACUCCUGUGGAAAGACUGAGAUAGCAGAGAGGAAGAUCAAGAGAAUCUAUGGAGGCUUUAAGAGCACGGCGGGCAAGCACCCAUGGCAGGCGUCCCUCCAGUCCUCGCUGCCUCUGACCGUCUCCAUGCCCCAGGGCCACUUCUGUGGUGGGGCGCUGAUCCACCCCUGCUGGGUGCUCACUGCUGCCCACUGCACCGACAUAAAAACCAGACAUCUAAAGGUGGUGCUAGGGGACCAGGACCUGAAGAAAGAAGAAUUUCAUGAGCAGAGCUUUAGGGUGGAGAAGAUAUUCAAGUACAGCCACUACAAUGAAAGAGAUGAGAUUCCCCACAAUGAUAUUGCAUUGCUCAAGUUAAAGCCAGUGGAUGGUCACUGUGCUCUAGAAUCCAAAUACGUGAAGACUGUGUGCUUGCCUGAUGGGUCCUUUCCCUCUGGGAGUGAGUGCCACAUCUCUGGCUGGGGUGUUACAGAAACAGGAAAAGGGUCCCGCCAGCUCCUGGAUGCCAAAGUCAAGCUGAUUGCCAACACUUUGUGCAACUCCCGCCAACUCUAUGACCACAUGAUUGAUGACAGUAUGAUCUGUGCGGGAAACCUUCAGAAACCUGGGCAAGACACCUGCCAGAAAAUCAGUGUUCACAGAGACUGCCUCCACCACAGACAUCUGCAAAUGCAGACUCCAGAAUCCCCAGCAUCAGCGGGAACCACCAUCACAUCUUUAUUCCUCAGCCCAGACACUCGAGGCACUCAACGGAAUCAGCCAUCCACGUCUAGGUAUCAGAGAGGACCACAAAUACAACAUUCUCCAUCUGCUUUCAGAGUUAUUUUAAUAAAGGAAGAUCUUGGAUGGGCUGGUGGGCCAUUUUUCCAGCUUGCCGAAAUCAAAGCCAUCUGAAGCCUGUCUCUGGUGAACAGACUUCCUCUCUGGCCUCUCAGGAAUCAGGGUGGACAUGGCUCACAACAGCAGGGCCUUCUUCCUUUUGACGUGCAGAAUCUCAGUGGCAUCUGGGUUCACCUCCCUACUCUGAUGCUCUCCAGCCUCCACUGCUUCUGCCCCCCGCUGCUGAAAUCAAACAUACCCCAAGUUAAAAUGAAGCUCCCCCACCCCCACCCUCCGGCCCCGGUUCCCACAGGACACGCUAAGAAGCGCAGGGAGCAUUUAACAGGCUCACCCUCCCCUUCCUUUUCCCCUCUUCUACCCUCCCCAAGAAAAAGGGCCCUCAAGGCAAGAAUGAGAAAGAAGCAAAGCCAAUCUCUCAUUUAGACCUGGCUUCUUUCUUCUGAACAAAGUAGGGUUCAAAAUGCAGACUGUCAUAUCCAGCGAGUCCCUGACCCUUUCUGCGAAUGUAACGAGCAAGCAGUCAGCACAGCCUGGGCUGCCCUGGCCCGGGAUUGAUGUAGCCCCGGUAGGUUUGCCUCUGCAGAACUAAUGGCUGUGACUUCAGAGAAAGCCCUGCAGGAAGUUUAACCUGCGUGUCAUCUGCCUGGUCAUCUCAGACCCAUGAAAUUAGGCGCCUUGUUUGAGCUGCGUUUCACACUUCUUUAGAGCUAGCUGACCUUUGGCCAAAAAUAAACUUUGAAAAGAAACAA